AUGUCUAAAAACAAUAAAAUAUUUGACGAAUACUUUGCCAACCAGGAUACAGUACCCUCUUUGCAUAGUAAUUUUAGUUCAAUACAAGUUGACAUCUUAGAAAUCUUUGAUAAAUUAAGUAAUUUAGAUUCCACUACACCCGAAUACGAAAGUUUAAUCGAAACUUUACAAGUUAAACAAGUACUAUUGGAAAAUAUAUUAGAAGAAUUAACUGAUUGGAUCAACCUAGAUUCUAUCGAAGGAGAGAAAUACUUAGAAGAUAAAUACAAUAUUAAUAAUCAAACUAUUAAAAUUCUUUUAGAACAUAAAAAAAGAAAGUCUUCCGAUCCAUCUAUCAACCCUAACCCUACUAAAAAAGGAAGCAUGGCUAAUCUUCAUGUUAACUUUCCAACCUCACCCGUAAAUGAACCGAUAGAAUUAAGAGAAGAUGAUGAAGGAGAUCUUUAUGAAUUUAAUCCUAAUAUAUCCAAUACUGAAAAUUUCGAAGACGCCUCUGAUAAUUAUGAAGAUAAACCUGACGAAACUAUGGAAGCAAAUGAUAAUAAUUCUUGGAGCCACUCACAUUAUAAAAAUUUCUUAACUUACGCACUUCCUCUUCUACCUUUUGUUUGCCGAGAACCUUUUAUCUUUUUUUGGAAUGCUUUAGUCAAGCUAAGAAGAGAACAAUUUAAAUAUAAUAUCGAUUUA
This is a messenger RNA of Dentiscutata heterogama, 687 nucleotides long. NCBI's taxonomy places the organism in Eukaryota, Fungi, Glomeromycota, Glomeromycetes, Diversisporales, Gigasporaceae. The record is from the annotation of a GenBank genome assembly.